Molecule: messenger RNA, 504 nt
Organism: Plasmodium malariae
Lineage: Eukaryota; Apicomplexa; Aconoidasida; Haemosporida; Plasmodiidae
Gene: TIM23
Product: mitochondrial import inner membrane translocase subunit TIM23, putative
Exons: 2
Coding region: 1-504 (167 amino acids)
Biological process (GO): protein import into mitochondrial matrix
Cellular component (GO): mitochondrial inner membrane; TIM23 mitochondrial import inner membrane translocase complex
Molecular function (GO): transmembrane protein transporter activity
Source: RefSeq, a predicted model, not a curated record
AUGGGUGAUUAUUUAAAAACUGGAACAAUAAAUUAUGAUUUAGAAAUAUUAAAAAAAAAACCUGAAAAGAAAUUAUCAUUUGACAAGCAAAAUUUAUAUCUACAAGGAUAUGGUAGACAAUGGGGUGAAAAAUUAGUAUACAGUGUUGGAUUAGCAUAUGGCUCAGGACUAUUGUUAGGGGGAUGUUGCGGCUUAAUUAGUGGAAUUAUGAAAGGCGGAAAAACAAAAAAGCUAUUUUUAAAUUCAGUUCUUAAUUCUACGUCUGUUAUGGGUCCAAGUGUUGCAAAUCAAAUGGCGUCAUUGACAAUGAUUUUUUAUGCCUUAAAUAAUAUGGUAAAGUUAUUUACAAAAAACGACGAAAUUUACAAUUCUUCCAUAUCAGGUUUUUUAGCUGGGUGUAUAUAUAAAAGCUCCUCAAACUACAGAAUUUUAGGAAGUUACUCUAUACUGUCGUCUGCUGUUUUUUCCUUCAUAGAUUAUAGCUUUAAAAAGGGCUAUGUAUAG